This is a messenger RNA of Heterobasidion irregulare TC 32-1, 2433 nucleotides long. RefSeq lists its product as uncharacterized. Bases 1 to 2433 code for a protein of 810 amino acids. The transcript is spliced from 13 exons. The record is from RefSeq and is a predicted model, not a curated record. Lineage: Eukaryota; Fungi; Basidiomycota; Agaricomycetes; Russulales; Bondarzewiaceae.
AUGCUUCAGCCCGUCGGUCACAGAAAAUCUCGUUCGUUCAUGGGAGAAUGUAUGCGGAUGAAAUCAGCUUCGCGAGGCGGGACCAUCGCUCGCUCGGAACAAGAGCGAAGGACGGCAGAUCUCUAUUUCUGCAGCGGGCCUGACGAUCCUUGGGCGGCGAAAUUGUCAUCGAAAGGCUUGGUCGUCAGUCCGCCUGUCUUCGACGCCGAAUGGAUCGCAAGGAGUCUCAAACAUGGGUCCGCUGGCUUUCCCAAGGCCAGCUUUGUCUUGGAUGGUCCGUCCUCGUAUCCCACUCUCUCUACAAAUUCGGAGGCUGAGGGAGAGUGCUCCAGGAUUUAUCCAAGUAACGAUAAGUGUUCCGGUAAGGCUCUCCGGGCUGGCGACCGGAGCCCGGCGCAGGCCAUAAAAAAAAGACGCGGACAAGAUAUAGAAUUUCCUCAGGAUUCUCAUCGGCCGUUUAAAAAAGUCUGCUUACCUGAAGACCCACUGAAUGCCCUCGACCCCUGGACUGAGACUGGGCACCGUUAUAACACUCGCCGGACUGAGGAAGACUCUCGUAGAUUAUCAGGAGACACCACACUCGUGUCAAUUGAUCCUCCUGUGAUUGAAGGCUCUGGUCACUUUCCCACCAAGCCGGCAACGUUCAAACCUCUUGUCAAGCAUAUCUCGGCGGAACCCUUGAGGCGACAUGUUAGACAUCUAGACCUGCGCAAGGAGCUUGCUAGGCGACGAACAAUCACGGGCUCUUCCAUCACCCGCAAGCAACUCAAUGCCGUCAAGAAAUGCUCUAUCACCCAACGGACGCUCCAACAAUUCGCCGCUCUCGAUUCGCCUCCGCUGACGUCCUGGGUGCAUUGCGGGAUGUUCCGGCGUUUGGGACGUCUGUAUUUGAGCCAGGCUCGAGACAUCUCGGGAAGAACUUCAGAGUACUGUAUAUCGGUGAAUCAGAAUAAGUUUUAUGCCUGCGGUCAGACCCGCAUUGUCAAGGCUCUUGUCGCAUUGCAAGACACGGUGCGCGCAAAGGACCAACUUGUACACAUAUUCGAGAGGCAGAUUGUCCAGCUCACUGCUGACUCCUCAUCCUGGCGGAAUCGCUAUGCUGCACUGAAGCACGCCUACGUGAUAACGAAGCAACGUUACGAUGCGCUACUGAAAACUGCGGAGGUAUCGGAACGGGACAACACGGCGUUGAGACAGGACGCGGCCACACAACAAGACCACUGUGUCGCCACAUUGCAGAAGGAGGAUGCGUUGGAGAUACUGCGAAAAUCUCACACCCGAUUGCAGGCGGAGAGGGCAGCUUUGCAACAGCGGCUCGCACAAAAAGAGCGGGACUUGGGUUCUGCAAACGCAUCUCUGCAAAAGGAGUACGACGCCGUAAAGCAGACUUUGGAGUCCCGGGACCGCGAGCUUCAGAGAUUGUAUUCGGCGCUCGCUGAGAGAAACCGGGAGAGGACUCUGGAGAGAGAACCAAUUCAGGUGCCGACAUUAUUCUACGCGCACUGCGAUAUCUCCCAGCGAGGCCCUCAAUGGGAGAAACAUGCGAGCAGGCGUCUCGAAGGUGAGAGCGCGCGGAUGAAUGAAGGUAUGCAAGAAAGUCGGCCAGGAUCGAAUGACUGGCAGCCGAACUCGUUCCUCGAGACGAUCUUGAACACAGUCAUUCGUCUCACUGAGAUGCUAGUCGCCCAGCAAGAGUAUGAUGAACCGAUGCAGGGCAUCGAGACUAUCGUAGAACCUACACACCCUGAAGAGCAGGAGCCCAUCGUAGAGUCAACGGUGUUGGAUAUCUCCGAAUACAAUCCUGUGGCUAGGGAGGCGACUCCUGCAGUCUCUGCGUAUGGUGAAACAUCUUCUUAUGGUGUCAUAUUCGACAUCGGUGAACCGCCUCUCAUUCAAAAUGACGGCCAUUCUCUUCUUUUCCACGAUGAAGAUGCAAACGGCUCUUCAGAGCGUGACGAGCCGACAUUGUUGAUUCCUCCAUCCAUUGAGCCAAGUCUCACGUCGACCCAGACCGUCGACAUCCCAACACCUUCGCCGUCACUAUCACACAAUGAUACCGAUUCGGAAGAGGAGUCAGAUCUAGACGGCGACGAACUCGUCAGCCAGUCAGAUGGGUCUUAUUCAGAUGGAGAGGGAUUGUAUGUUCGUCAGCAUAUCGACCGCCAGUUUGAACAUAGAGACUUUAGCAUGUCGCAGAGUCCUACCAUCAGCUCGGCGUCUCUCGCGAGCACGCUAGUUCCCCUACGAAAAUUGGAACAAUUUCCUAGGCCUGGCUUGGGAAAAGCGCAUGGAGAGAGUCAUUCAUCAGGCAGGGGAAAGCGUGGCGAAAAGAGCAAUUGGCCAGCUUCAUCUACAUCCUUUGUCAGUGUCCCUGCACCGAGGAAUGGUUUGUCCGGGAUCAAGAUCAAACUUCCUGUACAACACCUAUCUUGA